Saxophila tyrrhenica is the source of this 1755-nucleotide messenger RNA. RefSeq lists its product as uncharacterized. NCBI's taxonomy places the organism in Eukaryota, Fungi, Ascomycota, Dothideomycetes, Mycosphaerellales, Extremaceae. The record is from RefSeq and is a predicted model, not a curated record. Bases 1 to 1755 code for a protein of 584 amino acids. Gene Ontology annotation, molecular function: protein binding. The transcript is spliced from 2 exons.
AUGCUUGAACCAAGGAUAUCGAAACGCGAGAAGAAGCUGCAGCUCAACUACGAACUGCCCACCUGCAUACACUGUUCCGCGAUAUAUCCGAUACCUGCCCCGAAUGGCUCGGAUGUCAUCAUCUACGGACACGAGAGAGGUAUUCGAGUGAUAUGGCGAGGUGGCAGGAGGCGCAAGCAGCGUGCCAAUCCACCCAAGACGAACGGAGCCAGUAACGAGGUGAUUUUGCUGGAUAGUGACGAUGAGGGACAGCAAAAUCAAGACGAAGCGCCCAAAGCUCAGGACCAAUAUGAAGACACUGAGGAUGAUGAAGACCCGGAUUGCUCAUACCCACCCAUUAUACAAGAAGUUGACCUGGAGCAUGGUUCGCCUGUUCUCAGCAUUGCUGUGCCAGCGAUCACUCCAGCAGCCAUAUCGCAGCUACCGCAGUACGCCCAGACACACAUCAUCGUCACGCAGGCCUGCGCAAAUGGUGGGAUAGUUGUUACGGCUAUCGGGCUCCAGCCGCCAACAGAAGCUGAGAAGCGGAAUGGUUCAUUCCAGAUCGACGAGGAAUGGCUAGCAGAAGGCGGUAGCAUUGCACGGAGUCUUGCUGUGAGGAUCUCGCACAAUCAGGAGCACCAUCACGGCUGUCAGAUCUUGGUCGCUACUGCUGGCGAAAACUUAUCUCUGUGGAGUGUCGCAGUUAGCCAGAGGCGGAGCAAUCCCAAACGGCUACUUCAUCAACCGCGGUCAACGUUCAAAGUCGCUUUUCCAAGCUCUAGGAGCCAAGGUCACCUUCUGACGUCGGAAAGAUCCGGUGCGGUGCGCAUGUUAGAUCAUACGGAGAACCGCCUGGCCGAUGGACGACCAGAGUCGCGAGGCUCUGCAUCAGGACCGACGUCUGGAAACCAGGCUCCAGGCCGGUGGUUCAUGUCAUACUGCACUCCAUUUCAUAGCUCCAGCGGUGGUCACAGUCUUGCUCGGCGAAAGAACAUCCUUGAUACUGCAUGGGUGUUGAGCGCCCGUGCGAUACUGGUCCUCCUGGAAGACGGUGAGUGGGGUGUGUGGGAUAUGCGCGGCGCCUCGAGCGGCAACAAGAGCCCUGAAGAGUUUGCUCUUCAUGGCUACUUGGGCGCAUCCUCAUCAACAGAGCUAGCAGAAGCUGGGAAGCAGAAGAAGGGAGGCGCACGGCUAGCUCCCAUGACACCGAACACGAGAAGGACCAAAUCCGAGAAUCUGUUCAGUGGCCCCGAAAAAGUGCAGGGCGUCGCGCCUUCUGGUGGAAUCUCGGUGUCGCCGAUAAACACUCGCUCUGGUGCCGUCGACGAGAGCAUAGUCAUGUGGUACAACAACGAGAUCUAUUCGAUCACUUCCAUGCAAACCUUCUGGCAACGGAGCUCAAAUCCGACCAACAGCGCCUCCGGCUUCGGAUCGCUCUACACGCCUGGCCUCACUCACAUCACCGAUAUCAACCUCAUGAACGAGAACAUCACCUCCAUCUCGCAAUUUGCCUCCCGAUCAACGUCCAGUUCCACCGGCCAGAUGAAUGUCCCACGAGACAUCCUUGUCUCGACUGAGAGCCGCUUCAUCAUCCUACAACACCAGGCCUCACCCACCGCCAAACGCGGCCUCUUCCAGCAAGUGGCUCAGCAGCCUACUAUGCAAGAUCAGCGCAUGCUGGAUGCUGGCGAGCUCGACCUCGGAGGCAUGGACCGCCUUCUGGACGGCAUGGCGACAGGAGGUAGAACGAGGAAAGUCGGCUUUGCUAAUUAA